Chanos chanos (milkfish) is the source of this 2268-nucleotide messenger RNA. RefSeq names its product cleavage and polyadenylation specific factor 6 (gene cpsf6). The transcript has 11 exons. The record is from RefSeq and is a predicted model, not a curated record. Bases 13 to 1767 code for a protein of 584 amino acids. Lineage: Eukaryota; Metazoa; Chordata; Actinopteri; Gonorynchiformes; Chanidae. Gene Ontology annotation, molecular function: RNA binding.
ACAGAUUGGAAAAUGGCCGACGGUGUGGAUCACAUCGAUAUUUACGCGGAUGUGGAGGAGGAGUUUAACCAAGAAACAGACUACCCUGUCCAUGAGCAGAUAGACUUGUACGAUGAUGUCAUCUCUCCAUCUGCUAACAAUGGAGAUGCUCCAGAAGACCGGGAUUACCUUGACAACCUGCCCCCAACUGUGGGCUCUGAUGGGGGCAAAGGUGCUCCGCCUAACGUUGUCUACACUUACACUGGCAAAAGGAUUGCGCUGUACAUAGGCAACUUGACAUGGUGGACCACAGAUGAAGAUUUGACAGAUGCCAUCAGAUCAAUAGGCAUAAAUGAUGUACUUGAGAUCAAAUUCUUUGAAAACCGGGCCAAUGGCCAGUCUAAAGGAUUUGCUCUGGUGUGUGUAGGUUCAGAUGCAUCCUCCAGGAAGCUACUGGACCUUCUGUCUAAGCGUGAGCUCCAUGGCCAGAAUCCCAUCGUCACGCCAUGCAACAAGCAGUCACUCAGCCAGUUUGAGUUACAGUCCCGAAAAAGCACGCAGUCAGGUCAGAUGUCUGGAGAGGGUAAGGCUGGGCCCCCAGGUGUAGGACCACGCGGUGGCUUCCCUUUGGGUAGGGGCCGAGGGCGUUUUCCGGGUCCACCUGGUUCAGGGGGAGACCGUUUCCCUGGUCCCGUUGGGCCCGGAGGUCCUCCACCUCAUUUCCCAGGGUCGGGGAUGAGGCCACCCGAACUUAUUUCCCAUAGGCACCAGGAGAGCCAUCUGAUGGAUAUGAAUUUCAAUUGCUUUCAGACGGAUGGGAGCUGGCAACCAAGAGGUAGCAUUCAAGGACCGCCUCGCCCUCCACCCGGUCCCCCUGGCCCUCCUGGUCCUCCCGGUCCCCCUCCUCCUGGACAGGGAUUACCCCCUCCCCUCUCAGGACCCCCCAACAGGGGUGAUCGCCCCCCACCCCCAGUCAUGUUCCCUGGUCAGUUUGGCCAACCCCCAAUGGGCCCCAUUCCUCCUGGACCCCCUCCACCUGGCUAUGGCCCACCUCCAGGCCCACCUCCCCCACAGCAGGGUCCCCCUCCUCCAGGCCCCUUCCCCCCACGGCCCCCUGGUCCUAUAGGUCCCCCCCUGGCUCUUGCGCCGCCACCACACAUGCAGGGUCCACCCCCUGGAGGCCCACCCCCAGCUCCCCAUGUUAACCCUGCUUUCUUCCCCCCACCGGGAAACAACAACAUGCCAUCGGCAGACAGCAGGGGCCCUCCUCCCAGUGACCCGUAUGGACGCCCACCUCCAUAUGACCGUGGAGACUAUGGCCCUGGUGGCAGAGAGAUGGAUGCUGCCAGGACACCACUGAGCGAGGCUGAGUUUGAAGAGAUAAUGAACAGAAACCGUGCCAUCUCCAGCAGCGCCAUCUCCAGGGCUGUGUCAGAUGCCAGUGCAGGUGAUUACGGGAGUGCCAUUGAGACUCUCGUCACAGCAAUUUCGUUAAUAAAACAGUCAAAAGUUUCAGCCGACGACCGCUGCAAAGUGCUCAUUAGCUCGCUUCAGGACUGCCUGCAUGGCAUUGAGUCCAAGUCUUAUGGCUCAGCCUCCAGACGGGAAAGGUCCAGGGAGAGGGAUCACAGCCGUUCCCGUGAGAAAAGCCGCCGUCACAAGUCCCGCAGCCGUGAUCGACAUGAGGACUACUACCGUGAGCGCAGCCGCGAACGGGACAGACACCGUGAACGCGACCGCGACCGUGAAAGGGACCGAGAUCGGGAGAGGGAGUACAGGCACCGCUAGGGGGCAAGCUGACGGAAGAGGAGGAGCACAGCGCUUCAGCACCAGUUCCCUCAGGAGCGACUCACCCUCUCCUGUCUACUGCCCCUCACUGCAUCACACCAGAGGACUGGGACUCAGUUAAAGCUGUGUAAGGCUAAAAGUAGAGUUCUGUAAAAGUCUGUAAAAUCUAUACUCAUGGUAAAACAACAACAAAAAAACAGCUCUUUUUUUAUUUUUUAUUUUUAUUUGAGGAGAUUACAUGCGUGAAUUCGGAAAAGAAAGUUCAACUUUGCAGCAUAAACAUAAUUGCUUGCGCUAUCCAAAACAAAAACAAACUUUUGGACUGCGAUAAUGUGUAAAUUGUCAGUUAGACAUGUUGUUUUUAUAGAAAACUUUUCAUUUUGUCUUCUCUUCCCUCCCCUCUCAUCCUGUCUGGUUUUCCUUGUUUGGAUGAUGUUUGUAAAUGUCUCUGCUUUGAUUAUUAAAUAGAUUCUGUGUUGUAAUAAACUGUUUACUGGGGUU